Podarcis lilfordi (Lilford's wall lizard) is the source of this 9591-nucleotide messenger RNA. The record is from the annotation of a GenBank genome assembly. Lineage: Eukaryota; Metazoa; Chordata; Lepidosauria; Squamata; Lacertidae.
CCGUAUUUGUCGCUCUAUAGGACACACUUUUCCCCCUCCAAAAUUAAAGGGAAAUGUGUGUGCGUCCUAUGGAGCAAAUGCAGGCUCCUUGGCUUCAGCGAUAACAACGUGAAGCCUCCGAAGAGGGAGUGCUCCCAGUCCCACCAGGAGAUGCUGGGGACUGAACCUGAUGCCUUCUGCAUGCUAAGCAGUUGUUCUACCACUGAGCUAUGGCCCUAGCUCACAAUAUUGCUGUCAGGAUAAAAUGGAGAAGGUGGAGGCUGAAGUGUGUAUGCUCUGUGGAGGAAAGGUGGGAUAGAAGUAUAAGAAGGAAUAAAGUAUGUAAACUAGCCUAUUAAGUGAAUAAACCACAGUAUAUUUUUAACCUAAUAAUUUGUAUAUAAAUUAUAAAAGUGGUAUAUAAAUUUUGUUAAAUAAAAAAAGAGGAAAUGUUCAGACUUUCAAACAGUAUGUUAUGCUUGAGCCUUCAUUGCUGAAACUCCCAACAGCAUUUUCAUGCUCACAAACACCUGAUGAAGGAACCAUUGUGACAUAACCCAUUCAAGCAGAGUGAAGGGGCAACAGGCUGUCAACAGUGGCAGUAGUUGGGGGCUCCCAUCUAUUAAAAAGCCACAGAAAGUCUUUUCAGACUGCCUGAGGAAUUAAUCCCUUAUUUAACGUUCAUAAUUGCUGGAUUGAUUUAACAGGACUGGAGCUAACAUUUGCAUGGAUUUGGCACCAUUGAUAGGGAACUGCCUGCUGCGUCCUCCGCUUUGAAGUCACCCUGGUCUUUGGGCCUCCAGCACCUUCUUCAGCAUGUCCAACCCAUCUUAGAGGCGUAUGAUACUGGUGUUCCACUGGGUUAGGAAGAAGCCCCUGACAGAGAAGCCGUGCUCUACCAUCUCGGCCAGACCUUCUGCCUCUGCACCGGCUUGCAACACUCCUCACAUUUCACCCUACUUCACGAGGAGCAAGACACAACCCGCUCCGCUCAGGAGGUCCAGCAGGCGCAAGAUGCUGCGAUUGCCGAAUCUCACCGGCCCCAAGUUUUUAAGAUCUGUCAUUGGCAGCGUUGGCCGGAAGAGAGCCCGCAGGCGUGGCAAGCAAAAGAAGACUCCAGCGGGAACAGGAAAAGGGGUGAGGGCUAGGCUAGAGGCAAGAAGGCUCCAAAGCUAUUUGCGGGGUGGGAUUGCUUUGGAAGAUGCCUUCUCACAAUCUCUACCCUUGAACCAUGUAAGGACAUAAGAAGUGCCUUCUCAGGGAUAGCCGCCUGAAGCCUUCGGAGCGCAGUGCAAGUUCCCGCUGUGUUCCAGAGGCUUCAGGUUCCUUUCGCUGAAGCCAGGAGAGUCUUGACCCACUGCUUCCCCCCACUGCCAGCCCCACAAGCUCGGGGGGCAGCGGGAAGGUGGCGCGCAGCCUUUGCGCUGCUCCCCGACCUGGUCUUUGAGGCUGGCGGUGGGGGAAAGCAGCCCUCCCCCCCGCAAACCCCAAAGAGCAGGUCGAAAGGAACCCGAAGCCUCCGGAGCCCAGCGGGAACUCCCGCUGCGCUCCUGAGGCUUCGGGUUGCCUUCACUGAAGCCUGGAGAGCGAGAGGGAUCAGUGCGCAGCGGCCCCUCUCGCUCUCCAAGCUUCCAAGGUAGCUGCCUGAAGCCUCCAGAGCUGCUCCGGAGGCUUUGGAUAAACGCACCUUGAAUGCACAGAACGCAGGGGCUCCGUUUCUCCUGCCGCUUCGCUGAAGGGGCGCUGAGCAGAGAGGGGAAGAAUUUUUUUUCUUGUUCUCCCCCUCUAAAACAAGGUUUGUCCUAUGAUCGGGUGCAUCCUAUAGAGCGAAAAAUAUGGUAAUCAUUAAAAUAAAUAGGAAUUGUGGGUCAAAACUGUACUUUAAAUCUGUGGGUUUUGUUAUACUCUUAUUUUAAAAGGCACAAUUUCCAUGCAAUUUGUAUGUAUAUUUUUCUCUGCUGUGGUGGUCUUGAUAACCCUGUGCUCUAUCUGAUGAACAAAUGAACUGAAAGUUUGCACACUUUUCUGUUUUAUGACAUGUCAGUGUAGUGUGUACACACACUAGGAAGCAGCAACCGAUUGCAGUUUCCCAACAGAUGCAGUUCACACAAUACUUUUGUGUGUGUGUGUGUUUUAAUAUAGAAGUGGACAGUGGAGAAAACUAAUGCCCCUUUGAAACAGGCAAAAGCACUGUAAAAUCCUCACCGUGCAAGUUCCAUAAUCCAUUUCCUUAGCUUGUGUCCACAUGGAAACCUUAAGAAACCAUAUGCAAUUCUCAAUUUGGAAGUCAUGUGAGCAAGAGAAGGGGGUUAUAAUUGCAUCUGAAAUGAGUAGAAAGUGAAUCUGUUAUGGGUCAGUGACUCAGCAAAGCUCAUGCUUUCAUCAUUUUGAAGAUUCUUCAAGCCUCUGAGAAUUCAUUCUUGCUUCCAAGGAGCAGGAGAGAGUGUGAGAGAGAGAACUAGCAGCUACUUCUCUUGCAGACAUGGCUUAUUGGAACCCCUUCCUUCUCUUCAGCUUGAUGGCCCCUUGGAUCAUGCUCUGUCCAUCUCAUGCCUUUCCAACUGGUGCUCCUGCAUCAGCCUGUGAGAAUAUGUUACCUAUUCACACAGGGACCCAGCCUCAACAGACUCCAGCACCCUAUGAAUUCCUAGUUAGUACACCCUAUUUCCUAAACGGGCAGCCUGUUAAUGGUAAGUUUCUAAACUGGAUUUUAAAAACUUUGGUUGAUGAUAGAUAGAUGUCUGUAAUAAUACCUUUGUUUUAUUCAAUAAUUUAUUAAAAAUGAGGGGAGAAGAAAUCUAUAUAUUCUCAUUAAUUAACUCACAAAAUUAUUUUUUAAAAAACACAAAAGAAAAAUGUUAUAUAAUGUAAUUACUAACCCGAGCUAACAUAUUUAUCAAGUUUUUCCUCCUAAGAUAUAGGUAGGCACAAAUGCAAAACCCUUUGCAACCUUCUCUGUACUUCAUCAUAAUGGUGGUAUGCAACUAAGUUUUACUCAGAGUAAACCUACUGAAAUUAAUAAAAGUGACUAAGUUUUGUCCGUUAAGUUCCAUAGGUGUAAUUGGAGUAAAACUUAAUUGAAUACCAGAUAGAGUUACAGUUUGCACUUAGUCUCUUUCCAGAAAAGGCUUUUGAUAAUGUUGCUGCAUAUGUCUCUAGUUUGUUGUGGGUAUAUGGGUACCCUCAUCCACCCACCCUACCCUGUUUGUGGGUGCCCUGACCUCCUCUAGACUCCUCAGUGCUGGAGUUUAAUCAGUUAUUUGAGAAUUAAGAUGGGCUCAUAGACAGUUUCAUUUAACAGUGGGACAAUGCAGCCUAACUUUGUUUUUCUGGACCACGGUAUCACUUUGGGUAUAAGUCAUUAAGAACAACAAAGGCUGGUGAUGGCCAGGCAUCAACCCUUCAAUUGGGUGACGCCUGUGAAAGACAGGGAAUGGGGGCUCUCUUCCAAAUGUGUGUGUCAGUGGGCAGAGAAGGAAAAGGUUAGGGUUUCAGCAGGGAUGGUGUAGGCCAGUGGUUUUCAACCAGCCUGCCAUGGCACUUAAGGAUAAUCAGAGGUGCCGCUUACAAGCUCCCCAGGCUAUGGUGCCUCUAGGGCUGGCCAGCAGCUGCUUCCCAGGCCUCAGUGGGGCAGUGUGAGGAGGCACCUCUCUUGGGGGUGGGGGAGCAGCUUAGAGACCAUUGGCAGCAGCUGCAGCUCCCCAAGACUCCCAAGGAGAGGAGAGGAGGCUGAAGGAACCCUCCACACGGGAGGGUGUUUCAAAAGGGGUGAGGAGCUGCCAACUCUGCAGGCAAGGGGUGACAUAACUGGGCUUCUGAGCCCCACGGGGGGGGGGCCGAAGAAAGAAUGUAGUCGGUCAAGAACAGCCAGAGAACCAUACAGUAUAUAUAUAUAUAUAUUUUUAUAAGAUAUUUAUUGAGAUUUUUUGAAAUAUUACAGUGCAAAUGAAAAAGAAAAAAAAGGAAAAAAAAGAGAAAAAUGCAAAAUAAAAACAGUUAAAAACACACAUAUUUUCCAUUACUUAUUUUCCUUUAGCUUAUUUCCCGGACCUCUUCAUACCUCCCUUUUUUGUAUUCCACUUCAAUUUAUUGGUUCAGCAAAUCCUUACCAUUAGAUUUUAACCCAUUUAUAACCCUUUUUUCAUAUUCUCUUAGAGCAUUACAGCUGGAAACCGCUUAAUUACUAUCCAACAUCAUUCUAUCAUUCAUUAAUUUUACAAUAUUUCUGUAGAUAGUCUUUAAAUUUCUUCCAAUCUUCUUCCACCGACUCUUCUCCCUGGUCUUGGAUUCUGCCAGUCAUUUCUGCCAAUUCCAUAUAGUCCAUCACCUUCAUCUGCCAUUCUUCCAAAGUGUCUUCCAAUACUUUGCAAUGAGUAUUCUUGCUGCUGUUGUAGCAUACAUAAAAAAAGUUCUGUCCUUCUUUGGCACCAAUUGGCCGACAAUGCCCAGAAGAAAGGCCUCUGGUUUCUUCAAGAAGGUAUAUUUAAAUACCUUUUUCAGUUCAUUAUAUAUCAUUUCCCAGAAAGCCUUAAUCCUUGGGCACGUCCACCAAAGGUGAAAGAAUGUACCUUCAGUUUCUUUACAUUUCCAGCAUUUAUUAUUGGGCAAAUGAUAGAUUUUUGCAAGCUUGACUGGGGUCAUGUACCACCUGUAUAUCAUUUUCAUAAUAUUCUCUCUUAGGGCAUUACAUGCCGUAAACUUCAUACCUGUGGUCCAUAACUGUUCCCAGUCAGCAAACAUAAUAUUAUGUCCAACAUCUUGUGCCCAUUUAAUCAUAGCAGAUUUCACCGUUUCAUCCUGAGUAUUCCAUUUCAACAGCAAGUUAUACAUUCUUGACAAAUUCUUAGUUUUGGGUUCUAACAGUUCUGUUUCUAGUUUUGAUUUUUCCACCUGGAAGCCAAUUUUCUUAUCCAAAUUAUAUGCCUCCAUUAUCUGAUAAUAAUGAAGCCAAUCUCUCACUUUGUUUUUUAAUUUCUCGAAACUCUGCAAUUUCAAUUUGUCUCAUUCUUGUUCCAAGAUUUCCCAAUAUUUCGGCCAUACAGUAUAUAAGGAAUGGGGAAUCUUUGGUCCUCCAGAUGCUGCUGAAUUAAAAUUGCAAUCAGUCUCAGCAAGCAUAGCCAAUGGCCAGGGCGAUUUGAGCUGCAGUUCAGCCACAUCUGGAAUGCCAAAGGCUCCCCAAACAUAAUAUAUAGCCUGUUCCUGGACAGGUUAGAAACACCAUUAUAGGUCCAGCUGCGGAAAACAAGUGAUUUAACCAAACCAGGCUUAUUUGUUACAUGAUGCCUGUCAUCUUUCUCCAGUUCAGAUCCUUGGUUCUGCAUACAGAGGGUUACUGUUGGAAGCUCGUGCAUUUGGUUCCACAGCUGCAUUAGGUUUUUGGCAAACUCCUCCCAAUAAUACUAAAUUAUUACAGGUAAGAGACAAACGGUCAUUCUUUAGUGUCUGCUGUAGCAAAAUCAUUGCCAGAAACAGUCCCCAUUCCCACUCCAAACCAGAGAAGGGUCACAGAUUGAACGAUACAACUCAUAGUUGAUCCAGCUAGUUAUUCAUUUUUUCUGCACUUACAGUUUGAUGAGGUGAUAUGCCAGUGGUUAAGGAUUGUGUGGUCCUUUAGAUGUUGCUGGACUCCAAUCAGCUCCAGACAGCAUGGCCAGUAGUCAGAGAUGAUGAUAGGAUUUGUAGCCCAAAAUCUGGACAACUUAAAUAUUCCCAUCUCUGGGCUGUGGGGAUGAGAUUAGUUUAGACUUCCUCACUCUGGUAUCUUCCAGAUGUUUUGGGCUACACUUCCCAUCAGCUGCAUUAGAGAAUUUGGCCACAUCCUAAAUCAGGGGUGGCUAAUUGUGGUCCUCUGAAUGCUGUUGAAGCUCUAGCUCCCAUCACCCUUGAUCAUUAGACAUGCUGGCUUGGGCUAGUGGGAGCUGGGGUCUGACAAUGUCUGGAUGGCCACAGAUUAAUCAUCCCUGCCCUAAACAGCCUGUCUGUGAAGAAAUGGCAACAUGUUCAGGAGAGCAAGUCAGAAAGGAAGGCUCACAUGUCUUUUAUUAAAAUAAGUGGGAAGUUCAACACUUCUGAUAUCUGGACAGCAGAAGUGACCAAAAAUCCUAAAAUGGCUGGUUCCAAAUGUCCAAAACAGGUUUUGGGGAACUUUAGCCCUCCAGAUAAUGGGAUAAUGGGAGUUGUAGUUCAGCCACAGCUAGAGUGGAGAUGGCCCCCCACUCUUGGUCUAUAAAAUGUGUCAGGAAUCAUAACCUUCAAGAUAAUGCCAUCAAUUUAACUCAGAUUGUAAAAUUCAACAUUUGAAUUUGAACGUGCCUGGUUAGCUUUUAAAGGCAAAUGAACCUCUGUAAAGGAGAAUACUAAGUGGCUGCUUAAAAAAAAUGUUGCAAUAUUAAAAAUUAGAGCAGGGCAAUGUGGGGAAAUGAAUUUUGUUUACUAAUGGACAGUGAACUAAAAAAUUUAUCACCCAAUAUUUCUGGACUGGCUCUAUAAAAAGUGUUACGGGGUCUUGGUUCUGCUUUAAAAUAGAUAAAUUUGAGGAAGCUUAUUUAAAGUGACGUUGUGUCUCCUUUUGCAGUGUUCUGGAAAUCCACAAGGCGCAGUGACUCAUUCUAAUACCAAUUUAAAAACAGGACAAGACAGUUACACAUGGCUUCCACCCAACUCUGGCUGCCCUUCAGUAAUUAUAUUUGUGUAAGUUUCACUUGUUCUCUAAAAUACUGCCUUCCCUAAAUCAUAAGACAGUUGUGAGGAAUCUUCAGAUAUUGUUGAAAUACAACCCUCGUUCCUGGCCAUCCCUGGCUUGCUUGCUAGAGCUGAUGGGAAUUGUAGUUCAAGGCAAAGGUUCCCCAUUCCUGAUCUAGAUUUAAGCUCCUUCCCAUGGCUUCAGAAGCCUCUUUUGAUGGCUGCAAACAUUACCAGGCAAGUAAUGGGAAAUAAUUUUCUCUGUCUGCAUGCUAUGAUUUCAUUCUGCCAGGCAGAAGGCAAGUUCAUUUUAAAAGUAUGAGGGUCGUUCAUUAAAGACCCUGACCCACUUCCGGUUAUCGUAGGAGGAUGAAAUUGCACAUGUACAUCUCUCCAUAGGUAAUGUGGUAAUUUGUAGCUUUGAACUCCUAACAGUUUCUCUGUUACGGGUGCUAACGUGGAGUAACGUCUGGUAAUGGAACCAGUUGAAGCAGAGCGGUCAUCAGGUUCCUGUACUUGAAAGGGCACACACCACGGGAGACGUUCGAUGAGAUGAAAGGGACUUAUGGGGAAGAUGCCUCAUCGUAUGACGUAGUCAAGCACUGGCAUCGUCAGUUCAAGUGUGGUCAGACUUUGGUGGAACAGCUCCCAUUCCUGAGCGACCACAGUCCGUCAUUGAUGAAGUGGAGAUCGCCAUUCUGGAGGAACAUCGCAUAACCAUUCGCCAGCUAGCUGCAGAUGUCAAGAUCAGUGUGGGCUCUGUAGAAAAAAAUUAUCCAUGACCAUUUGUUCAUGGGAAAGGUGUCCACACGGUGGGUUCCCCGGCUGCUGCCUUUCCAGAAGCAGGAACAUGUCACAUGCUCAUGGGCUCAUUUGGCCAUGUGUCACAAAAACCAUGAUGGCUUCUUCGCCAGACUAAUUAUUAAUUACUCAGGACGAAACAUGGGUCCAUCAUUAUGAUCCAGAGACUAAAUCCCAGUCCAAACAAUGGAAACAUUCUGCCUCACCACCUCCAACCAUCGGCAGGCAAGGUCAUGCUCAUGGUCUUUUGGGACCAGCGUGGAAUAGUGAUGAUUGAUUUCCUGGCAAAGGCUACCACAGUUACCGGGACAUAUUAUGCUUCACUGCUGCAGAAAUUGUGGAAGGCCAUCAAAACCGAGAGGCGUGGUAUGCUGACCAAAGGUGUCUACCUCCUGCAGGAUAACACCCCAGUUCACAACUCACAUAUUGCUCAGACGGAAGCAUGGUCCUGUGGCUAUGAAAUCCUUCUUCAACCCCCUUAUUCUCCCGACCUUGCACCAUCAGACUUCCACCUCUUUCCAACCAUUAAGUUAUUUUUGAAAGGCAAGCUUUUUCCAGACGAUGAAAUGCUGAUUUCUGAGGUCAAGUUGUGGCUUCUGACGCAACCUGCCGACGAGGUCUCCACAACUGCAUAAAGUGAUGGGGGAAGUGUUUGACUCUUGCUGGUAGCUAUGUGGAGAAGGACUAAUAACUGUGCGGAGUUUCAUUUGUCUCAAUCCAUGGGAAGAAUGUCAGGGGAAAUCUUUAACCCUCGGAUAAUGAACUUUAGGAACUGCAUCAAAGUAAUUACAAACUGAAGAGGGUUUUUUUUAAUAAUAAUAAUAAUAAUAAUAAUAAUAAUAAUAAUAAUAAGAUGAUGAUGAUGAUGAUGAUUGUAGGAGUAGGCAGAACCCAAACUCAAUAUGCAGUGUAAUUGUGAUGUCCCUUUUCCUAUUGUAUCAGGGCUACAGUCGCCCAGUCUCAUGACAUCUACUGGACCAACGUCAAAUCCAAAGUGAUCUGGAGAAGUGAGUAACUUACCACUCUGUUAUGUGAAACAAGUUCCCAGUCUUGUUUCUCCCCAUCUCCCCAUCUCCCCUGAAAUUGAAUAGGCCACAAGUACAGAUGGCAUUGGGAUCAAUAUAUCCCAAUAACACAGCCUUCACCAACCAGGUGCCCUCCAAUGCUAGUAACUAGAAGUCCCAUCAACCACAGCCAUUGCUUGUGGGAUGGCUUUAGACUUGUAGUCAAACAUUUGAAGGGAACAAGAUUGGUGAAGGGCAGUAACAUAUCAGCUGGUAUAACGCUUUGCUUAGUUAUUUGAUACCCCGCUAUGGGAUCAGGAGAAAUGUUCCUUGUUUUAUUAUGAGACAGAAGGGGUUACUGGGUUACAUGAGACUGCCUUGUUUGAUAGUCUCUGGCCCUAGUAAAAUCAUUAGCUAUGAUAGAGUUGAUGAGUGUACCUUUCAUUUAAAAAAGACACCUAAUUGUUGGUGGAGAAACUGAAUGCAUAAAACUCAAAAGAUGUCAGGAUGUACGGUAGUUUUGCAAAUUUCAUGCUUUGUGCCCCAUUGGAGCCAAAAGCAACUAACACUGACUGGAAAAGAUGUACAAUGUAUUGAUGUAAUUUUUGGAGCAUCACUGAAAAAAUGCCCAGUGGUCUGAAUGAUGUGCCUUGCCUGCUUCUUAAUGCACGCUAACACAAUGAGGAGCAUGUGUGCUCAAUGGCCAUGGCACGCUGACCAAUUGUUGAUGGAUGAGGAGGAAACAGAAAACCAGGUGAAAAUGGGGGGAAAUGAAAUAUAUUGGAAAGGGCCUGGUUAGGGGUCUGACAACCCAAACAGGCCCAUUUCACACCACAACAUUUUGUUGCAAGCUCCACUUGUAUCUCAACUUUAACCUGUAUAUUCAUGAUUCUGAUUUUCUUUCCACCAUUGCAGAUUCCAAAGCUACCUGUGGAGUGGAAUCAUUUACAAGGUCAUUUGCUGAUGCAGCAAUAUUUUCUCUGCUCUUGAUUUUACUGGGAUACAUUUAGAAACCAGCAUACAACAAUUUACUCGCAUUCUUUAGUAAUCUAAACACAUUGUUUUGUGUGGGAUAUGCAUUAAAUAAUAAAAAGCUCUGCUCAUUGCAGUGAAUACUUUCCUGAAC